AUGUCAUCUAAUCCGUGUGAGGACUUGAGUUCCAGUCUGGUUCUUGCUGACAACAGUCCCCCCAGUCGUAUGGAUGUCAGACCCCAGUACGUCCACCACAUUGCCCAGCCUCUUCCUCCUGAAAUAUCCACCUCCAUUCCCAGAAAAAGUGCCAGAGAUAAAUGCAUUAAUGUGGUGACAAAAAGCCUAUGCUGCCUCUUCUUACUCCUGAUCGUCAUUGUCGUCCUGCUCGCUUACUACUUGUCAUCUCCUUGUGCUCAUGGGCUGCAGUGCGGAGAUGGCAGUUGCGUGUGGGACUCCCAGUGGUGUGAUGGGGUGGUAGACUGUCCGGGGGGCCAGGAUGAAGCUAACUGUGUGCGGGUGCAUGGGUCAGAUUUCCUCCUUCAGAUCUACAGCCCUCAGAGUCAGAGCUGGAGGUCGGUGUGCGCUCACGGCUGGACAGAUCUGCAGGGCGGAGCCAGCUGCCUGCAGAUGGGAUUCAGCAAGAGCACGUACUAUAAGUCAGAUCAGCAGAUAUCAAACAGCAGUGACGGAUUUCUGGUUGUGAAGGCUGAUAUUAAACCUGACACUUUCAUUGUAAAACAGCUUAUUCAGAGUGAUACCUGUCCCAACAACAGUGUGGUGACCUUGUAUUGUACAGACUGUGGCAUUGGUCUGAACUCCAGUGGCAGCAGACAGCAGGCGGCCCCCAGCUCGUGGCCCUGGCAGGUCAGUCUGCAGUUAGAAGGCACUCACCGCUGUGGAGGAGCACUCAUCUCCCCCUACUGGAUACUCACAGCAGCGCACUGUGUAAUCAGGGAGCCCUCCCCACAGAGCUGGCAGGUGUAUGCUGGAAUAGUGGGAGACUUAGACACUCUGUUCACCCCAGUGCACAGUGUGAGCUCCAUCCUCCCCCACCAGGACUAUGAUCCCAUCACACAGCAAAACGACAUCGCUCUCAUGAGGUUGGCUAAUCCUCUGGACAUGGCAGGUUCCAGUAAUAUUCGACCUAUAUGCCUCCCCACUGUGGGCCUAAGUUUUGCUGAUUCACACUCAUUCUGGAUAACGAAGUUUGGUUACAACUUAAAUGGCGAUAUACUGAGUCUAUUAGAAGGCCAGGUUUCCCUUGUGGACAGUGCAGAGUGCUCCUUUGACUACAAUGGCCUAGUGACAGAGCACAUGAUGUGUGCCAGUGAGAAGGACACUGCCACAGACCGCUGCCUGACGGACAGUGGUGGGCCCCUCAUGUCCUUGUUGGAUGGGAGAUGGUGGUUGCUAGGUGACAAUCUUUGGGGGAGACACUGCACUGAAGACUAUAAACCAGAUGUUUACGCCAACGUCACUUUCUACUUGGACUGGAUCUACUCUCAGAUGAAGAAACAUCAGAAUGACUAA
Molecule: messenger RNA, 1374 nt
Organism: Boleophthalmus pectinirostris (great blue-spotted mudskipper)
Lineage: Eukaryota; Metazoa; Chordata; Actinopteri; Gobiiformes; Gobiidae
Product: transmembrane protease serine 2-like
Exons: 13
Coding region: 1-1374 (457 amino acids)
Biological process (GO): proteolysis
Cellular component (GO): membrane
Molecular function (GO): serine-type endopeptidase activity; protein binding
Source: RefSeq, a predicted model, not a curated record